Messenger RNA from Melopsittacus undulatus (budgerigar), 6722 nucleotides. RefSeq names its product SMCR8-C9orf72 complex subunit (gene SMCR8). The coding region runs from base 74 to 2869 and encodes 931 amino acids. Gene Ontology annotation, cellular component: guanyl-nucleotide exchange factor complex. Gene Ontology annotation, molecular function: GTPase activator activity. The record is from RefSeq and is a predicted model, not a curated record. Lineage: Eukaryota; Metazoa; Chordata; Aves; Psittaciformes; Psittaculidae. The transcript is spliced from 2 exons.
GGGCCCGGUGGUGGUGGGGGGGGACACCGGACGGGGCCUCGCUGCUCCAUGUGGGUCCCGUCCUAAGGGAAAUAUGAUCAGCGCCCCCGAUGUGGUGGCGUUCACCCGGGAGGAGGAGCUGCAGGAUGAGCUGUACCGAGAGCCCCCGCUGCCCGAGGAGUACUCGGUGCCGCUGUUCCCCUUCGCCGGCCACGGAGCCAACCCCUGGGCCAAGGUCGCCAACUCCAAGUUCAGCCGGGAUUUCAUCCUCAUCUCCGAGUUCUCGGAGCAGGUGGGGCCUCAGCCGCUCCUGACCAUCCCCGAUGAUGCCAGAGUGUCAGGGACCUUCGAUCUCAAUUACUUCUCCCUGCGGAUCAUGUCUGUGGAUUAUCAGGCCUCCUUCGUGGGGCAUCCUCCCGGCUCGGCCUACCCGAAGCUGAACUUCGUGGAGGAUUCCAAAGUGGUGCUCGGGGACUCGAAGGAAGGAGCCUUUGCCUACGUGCACCACUUGACUCUCUAUGACCUGGAAGCCAGGGGGUUCGUGAGGCCCUUCUGCAUGGCUUACAUCUCUGCCGAUGAGCACAAGAUCAUGCAGCAGUUCCAGGAGCUCUCUGCUGAGUUUUCCAAAGCUUCUGAAUGCUUAAAGACAGGGAACAGGAAAGCUUUUGCUAAUGAACUGGAAAAGAAGCUGAGAGAUCUCGACUACACCAGGACUGUGCUGCACAAUGAAACUGAGCUGCAGAAGAAAGCCAAUGACAAAGGGUAUUACACGACCCAAGCCAUUGAGAAAGCCAACGAGCUGGCCAGUGUGGAGAAGUCCAUCAUCGAGCACCAGGACCUGCUGAAACAAAUCAGGUCCUAUCCCUACAGGAAGCUGAAGGAAUCCGACUUCCACCCCUACGAGCCGGAGUGUGCGCUGCUGGAUGAGGCCAAUGCGGGCUGCGAGCGGGACCCCACUACCUCCGACCCUGCUGAAACUCCCCUUUACACCCAUGUGCCGUCCUAUACCCCCAAGCUUAUCAAAGCCAAGUCUGCCAAAUGCUUUGACAAGAAGCUGAAGACGCUGGAGGAGCUCUGUGAUGUGUAUUUUUUCACCCAAACCCUUGACCAGCUGCACCAGAUCGAGAGGACUUUCAGAGGAGAUGUGUGCUACCUCCUGACAGAGCAGAUCAGCAGGGCACUGCUAAAGCAACAGACCAUAACUAACUUCCUCUUUGAGGAUGUGUCUUGUCUGGAUGAAAAACCACCUGAGAAACAAGGCAGAGGUUGCCAGGGACACAGUCAUGAUGCUAGAGAUGGGAAGUGUUCGGAAGAGUUCCUUGCUCCAACGGUGGUCAUCAGCUUGGGAUCCUACAAGUCCAGCGUGGAGUGUGUGCCCAUCAAGAUGGAGCAGGACAUUGAGGACACCCAAGAGCCCCAAAUGAGCGAGUCUGUGACGUUUGAGCACCAGGAGAACCUGGAUUACCUGGAUGCAGAUCUCAAAGGCAGCAUCAGCAGCGGUGAGAGCAUCGAGGUUCUGGGAACGGAGAAGUCUGCCUCUGGCUUGCCCAAGUCGGAGAGCCAGGCCAGCCUGCCCGUCAGCCCCAGCCCUCAGGUGGGCAGGAGCAAGGUGGGCAGCAGGAGGACCGUCAGUGAGGACAGCAUCGAGGUCCUCAGCACGUGUCCUUCCGAGUCGCUCAUCCCAGAGGACUUCAAAGCGAGUUACCCAAGUGCCAUUAACGAGGAGCCCUAUGUGGGUGAUGAAGAGGGAGGCCUCCGCUUCACCCCCAGGCUGAACCUGGAUGAUGCUGACGAGCAGGAAGAUGUUUCAAACCAGGAGAACUUAGUGCAGGUGGAUUCUGCUUGUUGCAUCGGGAAGGAGAGCCCCAACUUCCUGGAGCCUGAGCUGGGCCACAAGCCCUGCGAUGAGGAUGGGGUGGUCAGGAUCCCACCGCAGCCAUACCGGGCAUCCGAGCCGGGGCUGCAUGGGACCUUUGGGAGCUUCCCCUCCCACGAUGGCAUCGCUGGGGGGCUCCUGCCCUACGAGCUUGACUCUCGCUACCUGGGGGGCAGCAGGGAGGUCAGCAAGAGCAGCCUGGAUGAGUGCUCGGACUCCACGAGCUAUAUGAGCAGCGCUGCCUCCACGUGCUCCGACAGGACCCCUUCUCCAGCUCACCCUGCCUGCCACGGGGCCGACAGGCACAAGAAGAAGGCUGGGCAGAAUGCACUGAGGUUCAUCAGGCAAUACCCCUUUGCCCACCCUGCCAUCUACUCCCUGCUCAGUGGCAGGACCCUCAUCGUGCUGGGGGAGGAGGAAGCCAUCGUCAAGAAGCUCGUGACAGCCCUCUCCAUCUUCGUGCCCAACUGCGGCCUCUAUGGCAAGCCCGUGAAGCACUGGCUCACAUCCCCUCUGCACGUCGUGGAUUUCCAGAAGUGGAAGCUCAUCGGGCUCCAGAGGACAGUGUCUCCUGCAGGGGUGAACGUGCUGCACACCCUGAGCCGCUACAGCCGCUACAUCAGCAUCCUGGAUGCUGACAGUAAGACUCUGCGCUGCCCUCUGUACAAAGGCUCCGUGGUGUCCCGGCUGGCCGACCACCGCACGCAGAUCAAGCGAGGAAGCACCUACUAUAUGCACGUCCAAAGCAUCCUCACCCAGCUGUGCUCAAAAGCCUUUCUCUUCACCUUCUGCCACCACCUGCACCUUCCCAUCAGCGAAAGGGAACCCGAGGAGUCCGUUGUGAGUCGCAGGAUGAACUUCCUGAAGCUGCAGCUGGGGCUGGUCAAUGAAGACGUGAAGAUCGUGCAGUACCUGGCAGAGCUGCUGAAGCUGCAGUACCUUCAGGAGCCUGGGCAGGGGGUGAGCCCUCUGCUCCGCUUUGACUACGUGCCCAGCUUUUUGUACAAGAUCUAGCCUCCUGGGGCUGUCUGCACUGGGGUCUGAUGGAGCUCAUCCCUGCUUCACAUCGCUGUCUGCAGUAGCUCUCAUCCAUCGGGAAGGGUGAAGAAGCUGAUGUGUUUGUGAGCGUCUCUGCUCCACAGAAAUCCAUGUUUCAGGGACUGGAUUUCUGUUCCCUAUAGCCAAGAACGUAGAUGUUCCAUCACCUAAACCACCGGGCACUCUGUUUGUACAUGUUAGAAGGGGCACUGUUAACUUUGCAUGGCAGCAUCCCAGGGGGGAAUAGGGCAUGGAGAGAGGUGGGCUGUGUCGGGGAUCAAUACUAGUGCACAGCCCUCAAACAGCAGUGCUCUGUAUGCUUCUGCCACAUCCCCAAAUGCUCUUGGUCCCUUCCAUGGAGACGUGAAGGUUUUAAUCCACCAGUGUCUCAUGCGAGUGUAGCUCAGAAGCUCCCUGGUAAGGUAGCAGCUUGCAGUUACCCAUCCUUCCUGUGCUUAUCCAAGUUCCCUGGUGCUUCCUGGGACAGGUUGUCCCUGGGUGGGUGGGAGCACAGUGGAAGCACAUGUGCUUCCCUCCAGGAAGUGUUUUCCAGUCUCUCUCAGCUUUGUUAGGAUCCGGAACGUGGAAGGCUUCACCCGCUGCCAUGAAGGUAGAGUGCUGUGCCUUGUAACUUGUCAUGUCCUGUUUGCACCUCUGAGAAGGGUGGGAAAGGGUUAGGGUUAGGGUGCUCUGAAUCCUCAGAGCACAUGAGGUUGAGGGAGGCCUUUUAAGGAGAGAGAAAGGGGCUGAAAUGAGUGGGGGGAGCCUCAUUUUUAGGUGCUUUCUGUGAUGGGGAGAUGGAACAGUGCAAUGAAGUGAUGCUGUGAGGCAGCUGGAUGGUAGAGCAGCUGCUUGGCUGGUGAGAUAGGAGUGCUCAGGAGAGAUCAGGGAUGGAUGUACUAGGUACCUGUAAUAGCUUCUUUUGCUUGGGGUUAUUUCUGGCAUGGAGCUGACUUCUGUGCUGUGGGGCACAGCAGGGUCAGUGUCACCAUGUGCUGCUUCUGGCCUUCAUCCUGUCCCCAUUGCCUCUCCUAGGGCGCUCCUGGGUAGCUCUGGAUGGGGCAGGACUGCUCUCUGAGCCUGGAUGCAGAGGACUUUUCCUUUCAAAGCUUCUGUGCUGCUGUCUGUGCCAUUAAGGUUGUGCCUAAGGUGGUGACAGCCCCACAUUGUUCUGUCAGUGUCAGGGGCACAGCGCUUCCAUAUGGAGUCCCAGAUGAGAUGCUGCUCCUUGGCCACUCGUACCAGGCUGUGGUCUGCUCUGCCCGGUGCUGUGUGGCCAGAGCAGCCCCUGUGGUCCUCCUGAGCAAGAAAAGCCUUGCUAAGGAAGGUUUAGCCUUGGUUUUAUUUGUGUUUUAGCACUGAUUAUGGGGGCAGAAGAGCUGCGAUGGUACAAAAUGAGCUGAUGUUGUUUGCUUUGGGUUACUUCUUGCUUUAAACCUCUGUUUCUGUGAUGCUGUGAGGCAGUGCAGGAGGUGACGGUGAUGCCCCUUCCGAGCCCAGGGAAGGUUCUGUGUGCAGACGUGUCUCAGACCCACUGAUAACUGCUGUGAGAACCACAUCACUCCAAAACCAGUGUCCUAAAGGCACGGAGGCUCUUUGGGCACCAGCAUCUGCAGCUCAGCACCGCUGCUGCCUCUCUCUUCUUUACAUUCAAGGCUGGUUUAAACAUCAGUGUUGUUUCUGGUGGUGCACAGCGAGGUUGUGGCCCUCUCCAGAGGGAUUUCCAAGGUCAGGGAUUGCGGGUUGAGGUCCCAGAGGGGAAGCAGCGUGGCUGAAGGUGAGCAGGGUGUUUGUCCCAGGGCUGACUGCCUUUAAAGCACGUUUAAAGGCCUCUUCCUGUCUGGAUUGUGCCCUUGUGUCAUGCAUGAGCUGGGCCUGCUGUGAAAGACUUCUGUGUCCAUCAGAAGGGUGAUGUGAGGUGUCCCCUGCUCCAUUUGUGUGCACCCAAACGUGGAAGCUGAGGCGAGAUUCCCCAGGGAAAGAGGCAUCCUGGUAGAUGAGUAAUGCAGGUGACACGAGGGAGUCAAAAGCUCCUGCAUCCCUCCUGGAAUGUGGCUCUGGAGGAGGGCUCAGUGUGGGAGCUGCUUUCCUGCUGACUCACUGCUGUCUCCCUCCAGGCUGAUGGGUGAGCUCUUGCUCACAGUGGUCUCGACCCCUGGUGUUCAGCUGCACUCAUGAUGGGUAAAGACCUCAUUGUUCCCUCUGUCAAAGCUGAUGUUCAAGGCUGUGUUGAGCAAUACUUGCACCACCACCGGCCUGACCUGCUUCAUCUCUGUGCCACAUCUCUGGUCGGGGAGGAUGCCCUGGGUACCAGUGUCAGAACAGGAGCUCUGCACUAUCUGCAGCUCUGCUCUCAAGCAGGAGCUGUGGGGGAACACCUUGGGGUGGUUGAUCUCAGUCUGCCUUACAGCAGCAGGAACUGGGGGAAGCCCGAGUGCUUUGGGUGGUUUGGGAGCUCAGUUCCUCUUCACUCAGUAGUUUCUCUGUCUGACCCCUGCUCCUGCACAGAGCAGAUCCCUGUCCUGGCACUUUAAGACAUCCCUCAUCUUCACUGUGGUACCUCACUAGUUUCCCAUAGAAACAGACUCCCACUCCUUGCACUGACAGCUCCCGCAGGGAAUCCUGACCUCUGUGUGUGUGUGCACGUUCCUCCCAGUGCAAUACUGCCCAGCCCUCCCUCAGCUCUGCAUGGCCCUCUGCAUGUUCCCAUCUCCUGCAUGGCAGCUCCAGCUGCCUCCUCUCGCUGCUGGCUGGCAGGGAGGGGAGGCACUGAGCCUGAUGGAGCUGCCCUGUGCUAUCCCCUAUACUUGGGAUGCUCCUGUCCGUCCCCUGCUCUGCUCUAGCCCAGAGCUGCCUGCAGAUCCCACCCCAAGGAGGGUCAGCCAUAGGAGUAGGUGAUCUCAACCCUACACAGCACUCACUCCUCAGAGAACAGUGCUUGGAUUUACUUCCAUCCCAUAGCAAUCACUUCUGAGCAGCUCCUAAAAGCUGCCUUGCCUUGACUAGGGGAAGUCCUGCCUAUACUCUAGCAAUAUUCACUGCGUUGUACGGGGUAGGAGAGGUGUUUGAAGGUGGCAGUUGGUGGUUCCAUGUGCCCAGGCCAGUUGGUUGGGUUCUAUUGAGCAUGGGGGGGGCCAGAGCCCCCCAUUCCAGUGAUGGGUGACAGCCCACACGGUGGAUUUGGUGUCUUGGCAUUACAAAGGUUCCUGAAUAAGGUGUGAUGGGGAAUUCAAGGCUGCUGAGGGGGAGAGUGCCCCAGGAGCACAAUAGCCAAGCAGCACAAUGUACCCCCAUAAUGGAGGGGUCCCUGGGAUGUGUUUUAACUGGAAGGCAGAAACAGGGUACCCGGUCCCAGCACGGGGAUGGGGCCGGGCUCAGAGCCGCCUCGGAGGGCUCACGAGGAGGCUGUGCUGACUCCUCUCAUCUCAUUUGAAAGCACUGUAUCCUAUUCCCUGCAUGUGGAGUUCAGUGUGUGUGCGCGUGUGCCUGUGCGUGCUGAGUGCUUGUGGCCAUAGCUGGAGCGAGUGCGAGCGGGAGGAAUCCAAGCAGCAUGUGUCAGUGUCGUGGCUGGAAGGGUGUUAAACCCCUUAAAGGGUUUACCAAGAUGUCGACACCAAAUGAAGGCGUCUGAGAAAUGGACUUUUAAGGAAAAAAAAUGAAAAAAAAAGAAAAAUUAUUUAUUUGGGUUCAGAUAUUUUUGAAAUACAAAAGAAAAAACCAAACGCAACAAAGCAAUCGCCUGUGGUUUUUAAAGCUCCUACUCCUGGUCCUGGGGUGUGGGUCCAUUCCUCGUUUGAGCCUGCUCAUUAAAAAGUGGUUCUAACCUCAA